ACUCACUUGAGUCAGCAGCCCCGUGCGUCCUAUCCAAUCAUUUAAGCUCUCCAAUCGUCUCGUAUAAUUGCGUCGAAAAGCCCAUAGUGGGGUACAGGUGUUCGGAGGUUACCGCUCUAGAGGAGAUGAUCUUUCAACGAAACGGGUCACCUCUUCUGAUAUCAGUGUUCUUUAUGUUCUGCUCCCAAGGCUUGCUUUGGUCUUACCGUGAAGAGCAUGAUGCCACUGACAGUGAAGUUUGUUCAGAAAACAAGAUCGCCACAACAAAAUAUCCUUGCUUUAAAACAUCUGGAGAGGUGACGACAUGCUACAGGAAAAAAUGCUGCAAAGGCUUUAAGUUUGUGUUGGGCCAGUGCAUUCCUGAAGACUAUGAUGUGUGCGCUGGCGCCCCCUGUGAACAGCAGUGCACAGACCACUUUGGCCGUAUUGUGUGCACCUGUUACCCAGGCUACCGCUACGACCGAGAGCGUCACAGGAACCGAGAUAAACCAUAUUGUCUGGACAUCGACGAAUGCGCCAGCAAAAAUGAGACAAUGUGCUCUCAGGUCUGUGUCAACUCUGUCGGGAGCUACAGGUGCGAGUGUGAGCAUGGCUAUUUCCUGGAGGAAGACAAGAAAACCUGCACCGUGGGGGAGAGAGCAGCUCGUCUCUUUGAGAAGUCGGACAACGUGAUGAAGGUGGGAAUGUGUUCGGCCACAUGCGAGGACUUCCACCAGAUCAAGAUGGCUGUUCUACAGCUCAAACAGAAGAUGCUGCCCAAUAAUGCAGAAGUCCACAAGCAGAUGACCAGUGAGAAGAUGCAUUCCUUCCUGCCUGGGCCUUCUGGACAGCCAGGACUUCCAGGUCCACAGGGGGUCCCAGGACCUACCGGCCAGUCGGGACCCCCAGGCCUAGUCGGACCCAGGGGAUUGAUGGGGCCUGUAGGACCGUCACCAGACCUUGGCAACAUCAAACAGGGCCGACGUGGACCAAUGGGCCCUCCAGGUGCCCCAGGAAAAGAUGGUAUGAAGGGAGAUCGUGGGGCUCCUGGACUUUCCGGACCACCAGGCCCUCCCGGAUCAUUCGACUUCCUGUUGCUGCUGAUGGCAGACAUCCGUAACGACAUCGCUGAGUUGCAGCGCAAAGUGUUGGGCAGGCAGAUCCCCUCACCAGGGGAGGACUUCCCCAUGGCCCCCCACAGCUGGGGGGAUAACCAGGACAUCUUGGAGGCCGGCUCUGGAGAGGACUACAAUGACUCUACAUCCCACGGAGGCAGGGCCAAGAGCAGUAGGAAGAGAAAGCCCACAAGGGACUUAACAGACUCUGAAUGGACACCUUGAGAAUGCUUGCAUUUGACGCUGGUGUAAAUAAUAAGUAUUUUAUUUAACAUAUAUUUUUGGACCCUCAGUUAGAAUGUAUUACUUUUUUUUACCAAAUGUUUAUUUUUAUAAACUGGAUAUUGUGUGAUAUUUAUAUGUUGGACUGACUUGACCAUCUUCAGCAGUAUUUUGUCCAAGUUCUUUCCUGUUUUUAGGUCUCAGUGUUAGGUCUCCAUCAGGCCUUUUCAUUUUGGUGGAAGUGCUAUUCUUUAUCAGAUGUAUUGUCCCUGAAAUAUCAAUCAGUAAAGGUUCCAUUCUUUAAAGAGUAAACAUUUAUGUUGUAAGGGUAGCUAAUGGGACCGCAGUAGGAUUGUUAUCGGUUUAUAUUUAUUUUGUACGUCCAAACACUAUUUUGGGAUUAUGUCUGGUUUCCAUGAUUACAAAGGAAGUGGGCAGCCCUGCUUCAAGGUUGAAGAAUCCAGUGAGAACACACAAACCAUCAAUCAUCAGGAGUGCCACUCACGUUAAACUUCUUUAUCAAAAUAUUAAUUUUAAAAAGCUUCCUUCGCAACAUUGUGAAAUCAUACUUUCCUCUUGGUGGUCUCUUUUCUGUUUAUACAUUACAAUGUCUGAUAAUGCAAAAUAGCAUGUCGUCAAUUAAAACAACUGGAAAAUAAAGUAUGGAGAUUGAGAAUAGAGAUAUAGAUAGAAAGAGACCUGGAAUACUUCCUUUUGUGUGGCGAUAGUUCGUCUGGUUGGUGUAGCUUCACAUGACCAAAGUAUUAUUGCCUAUUAUUUGUUCUUCUGACUUAUCUGUUUAUAAUAAGUGUUAGAUUUAAGAGAUUGCAAUAUAGGAGAGAAGUUGAAAAUAAGAAUCAUAACUUGUAUUUUUGGUGUGUGAUGUCAUGAUUGGAGCAACAUUAAAACUUGGGCUUUGAUACAAUCAGGCCUCCAGGCUUACAACCUU
This is a messenger RNA of Osmerus eperlanus (European smelt), 2265 nucleotides long. RefSeq names its product collagen and calcium binding EGF domains 1 (gene ccbe1). The record is from RefSeq and is a predicted model, not a curated record. Gene Ontology annotation, molecular function: calcium ion binding. The coding region runs from base 126 to 1319 and encodes 397 amino acids. Lineage: Eukaryota; Metazoa; Chordata; Actinopteri; Osmeriformes; Osmeridae. The transcript is spliced from 11 exons.